Messenger RNA from Penaeus indicus, 511 nucleotides. Its product is annotated as probable glutamine--tRNA ligase. Gene Ontology annotation, molecular function: glutamine-tRNA ligase activity. Gene Ontology annotation, biological process: glutaminyl-tRNA aminoacylation; translation. Gene Ontology annotation, cellular component: aminoacyl-tRNA synthetase multienzyme complex; cytosol. The transcript has 3 exons. The record is from RefSeq and is a predicted model, not a curated record. Lineage: Eukaryota; Metazoa; Arthropoda; Malacostraca; Decapoda; Penaeidae. Bases 1 to 471 code for a protein of 156 amino acids.
AUGAUAAUGGAGGAAGAAAAAGGAUAUCGAAGGUUAACUCCACUGCAGAGUGUAGGCCUUCGUCAUUGUGGAUAUGUUAUUAAAGUCCAGGAAGUUGUAAAAGAUUCUUCUGGGAAAGUGGAUCAUCUCAGAGUAUCCUGUGAACCUGCUACAGAGAGCAAUAAACCCAAAGCUUUCAUCCACUGGGUAGCACAACCUAUCAAAUGUGAAAUCAGGAAUUAUGAGAGAUUAUUCAAGCACGAGUGUCCAGAAGACCCGGCAGUUGUUCCUGGAGGUUUCGUUACAGAUAUCAAUCCCAAUUCAUUGUCCAUAUCCCUUGGCAUGGCAGACAUUUCUGUGAAGAAUGCUAAAGUAUACACUAAAUUCCAGUUUGAGCGUACUGGCUUCUACUCGGUAGAUCCUGACUCAAGCCCAGACUUCUUGGUUUUCAAUAAGACUGUUGGGUUGAAAGAAGAUAAGGGGAAAAAUUAAGAAUUAGGGUAAAAUGAUAAAUUGUGUAAGGCCUGGCUGA